AUGUGCCUUCUUCCAGACUCUCCAUGGGAGGAGUUAGCUAUCUCAGCAGCUCAUGCACGAAGUGGAAGUCACGAUCUCCGCGCCUCGAGAUACGAGCUCCCCCCACACACACAUUUGCCGAUCAAGAGGGAAUCUCCUCCUGAAUGGCUAGAUGUUGCCGAGCACAAAGAUCCUCAAUUCCCUUCACGAUCUUUUGAUCUACGUCAGUCGUAUCAGUUCUCCAAACCCAGGUCUCCAUUCGCAAGUCAGCGAAGCCGAAAUCGCUCCCGUUCACCACCGAACGAUAACUGGCGUCUGCGCAUUCGAUCAAGUCCACUUUCGAGUCCUAGUACAGCAAGGAAGUACCGUUGUAGAAUCAAUCUUCCUGUCCGCUCACCCUCGCCACGCUUACCACAAGGAAAACCUGAAUCACACAAAAAUCUGGAUCAAGCCGAAAAUAUGUCUCAGGAAUAUCUUGCGAAGACAUUUGCGCAUCUGCGAAUAGAGCCAAAGAAAAAGCGAAAAAAGCCAGUUCGACCACUUCCAGCUCACUCACCCUCGGCACCAGAAAGCCAUCCACCAGACGAGCCUUUGGGCCAGAUCACAGAGAUCGCCCAGGAAACUCUUGAGAUCGCCCUUAUGCGUCUGCACAUUAGUUCGGCACCAUGUUAA
This is a messenger RNA of Penicillium taxi, 651 nucleotides long. RefSeq lists its product as uncharacterized. NCBI's taxonomy places the organism in Eukaryota, Fungi, Ascomycota, Eurotiomycetes, Eurotiales, Aspergillaceae. The coding region runs from base 1 to 651 and encodes 216 amino acids. The transcript has a single exon. The record is from RefSeq and is a predicted model, not a curated record.